Molecule: messenger RNA, 1065 nt
Organism: Thecamonas trahens ATCC 50062
Lineage: Eukaryota; Apusomonadida; Apusomonadidae
Product: cytochrome b5
Exons: 1
Coding region: 1-1050 (349 amino acids)
Cellular component (GO): intracellular membrane-bounded organelle; membrane
Molecular function (GO): heme binding
Source: RefSeq, a predicted model, not a curated record
AUGUCCUCGGUCUCAGCAACACGCUCCGCCACGCCUUCGUCAAUUUCGUCGUCGUCGUCGGCGGCUCCGGACCGAGGCUCCGGGCAGAUGUCUCUCCCACGCGCUGGUGCGUCGUCGCGCCCGCUGUGGGCGGUAGAGGGCCGACAGCCGACAGGCAGGCAUCUUCGAUGCCCAGCUGCGGCUGAGGCUGAGGCUGCGGCUACGGCUGGUACGCCCUCGGCCACCUCCCAGGCAGACUCGGCCGCUUCGCCCUCGCUCUCGGUCUCGGUCUCGGUCUCGGACGUGCUGGCGUACUCGCUCUCGCUCGACUCGUCCACCAUCGAGGACAAGCAGCUGUAUUCGUACUCGUCGGCGUCGUCGUCGGUUAGCCCGUCUUCUGCCUCGUCGGCGGCGUCCUCGGGCUCGUCGGCGUCGUCGUCGGUCUCGGCGGCGGCAGCGGUGGCUGGCGCGGCAUCCCGCUCCCGCUCGCGGGGUCAAGGUGCGGGCGCAAAUUUGCAGGCGCGUACGCGACGCAAGCACAAGAAGAAGAAACGGCGGCGGAGCAAGGUGCUCGACGCCCCCGGCCCAUCGGGCAUCGAUGAGGCGCCUGCGUCCAGCGGGCGACGCAAGAAGAAGAAGAAGCGCAAGCGGCGGACCGACGAUGCCGCACCGACGCCACCGUUUGCUACCCCACUGGCUUCACCGCGCCACGAGGCAUUUGCAACACCGAUGUCAACGCUGGCGUUCAAGACGCCGCUCCCACGCGUCUCGCUCAAGACCAAUGCCGACGGCUCGCCACGGCCAACCCGUGGCUCGUGGCCGGUCUUUACUGCCGCCGAGGUUGCGCUCAACUCGACGGCAACGUCGUGCUGGCUCUCGGCCAAUGGCAAUGUCUACGACGUGACGCACUUUCUCGACGACCACCCCGCAGGCCCUCAGUGUAUCUUGGGCCGGGCGGGCGGCGACGCAACAAGGGACUUUGAAUUCCACCUGUCCAAGGGCAAGGCCAUGUGGAAGCGGUUCCAGAUCGGCGUGCUCGACACAAAGUCUGCCGGUUGCAGCAUAAUGUAAAGCAGCCCGAAUCCA